AUCUCUUUCGAUAUUCUAAAAACACUUAAAACGCAAAUCUGGGGAACAUCACCCAAAACCCUUGCGUUUGAGCUUCUUGCAACUCUUGAUCUACGCUCAUGGCUUCUCCGCGAGCUGCAGAAACCACAGAGAAUAGCUUGGAGAAGAUCAAGCGUCAACUCGCAUCCGCUUCCGGUAGAAACUUGUUACAGGGACCACUUCUCAAGAGAUCCGAAACCCUGAGAAAAUGGAACGAGAGAUGGGUGAUCUUGGACCCGACAACUGGGAAGAUGGAAUACAAGAUAAGAAGAAAUGAACCUUCUGUGAAAGGAACGAUUCUAUUUGAUGCCAAUAGCACGAUCACAGUGUCUCCUGUGAAUUUCCAGGGGCUUCCAAAGUAUGACGGUUGCUGCUUUUAUAUUGGGACGCCACAGAAAAAAGAUUACUUCCUCUGUGCGGAGACUCCUGGUGCAGCUAGAGCAUGGGUGUCAACUUUACAUGCAACUCAGUUGGUUUUAAAAGCCCAUAAAGAAGCUGUGAAUUCCUUAAGUGGGAAUGGUUCUACAAAGUUAGGAACUGUAGCAACGGUUGUUGCUGCAGCCAAUUCAACAGCCUUGGAAUGCUCAAAAGAAAUAGAAGCAGCAAUGCAGAUUUCAUUGCGAAAUGCUCUGGGAAUGAUGAAUAAUAGGACCACUGAUGGUCCUAUGGAUGAUUUAACAAUCAUGAAGGAAACACUAAGAGUAAAGGAUGAGGAGCUACAGAAUUUGUCCAGAGACCUUCGGGCACGUGAUUCAACUAUUAAAGAUAUAGCAGAUAAACUAUCUGAGACUGCUGAAGCUGCUGAGGCUGCAGCAUCUGCUGCCUAUACUAUGGAUGAGCAUCGGAGAAUUGCUUGUGCAGAAAUUGAGCGUUUGAAUAAAGAUUCUGAGAAGCAGCAAGAGUUGUUUACGCAGAAGCUAAAAGAGUCUGAAGAAAAGGCUGCGAGCCUAAGCAAAGAAAAAGAACAAUUAAUCAGGCAGAGAGAUGCUGCUAUUCAGGAAGCAAAUAUGUGGCGCACCGAGUUGGCAAAAGCUAGAGAACAUGAUGUUAUCUUGGAAGCAGCUGUAGUAAGAGCAGAAGAAAAAGUUAGGGUUGCAGAAGCAAAUGCUGAAGCUAGGAUAAGGGAGGCUUUUCAGAGAGAAUCUGCAGCAACAAAAGAAAAGGAAGAGCUUCUAGCAUAUGUGAAUGUACUAAAAGCCCAACUUCAAAGGCAACACAUCGAUACAACUCAAGUUUUUGAGAAGACGGAGUCAUGCUCAGAUACAAAGCAUGUUGACCCCACAGAAGAGAAUGUGGAUAAAGCGUGCCUGAGUGUUUCUAGAGCUAUGCCCGCCCCUGCAGAGAAUGUCGUUCACAUGGCAACGGAUCAGGUGAACAUUCAGCCGGUUGGAGACAAUGAAUGGAGUGAUAUUCAAGCAACGGAGGCAAGGAUAGCUGACGUAAGGGAAGUAGCACCCGAAACUGAUGGAAGCAGCUUGGAUAUUCCUGUGGUUAGCCAGCCAGGUACCAAUCAUCACCAUGAACAAGGAGCUAACUCUUUCCAUCAGCCCUGAUGUUAUUCACAGGUAUACAACAUAGAGAAAAUAUCAAUUUAGGCAAUGUAAUUAUACCAUUUUGUUGGAUGAGCAUGUAAACCUUAUUGUUUUCAUUUUAUCAUUGCCUAAUCAAGCUGUGACAUGUGACCUGCCCGGAAAGUGAAUACCUUUUUUCUGAUGUAAAUGUAAUGUAAUACAACACGAGCUGACCGGUAACUCUUCCGUGAUGUGUAAACAUUUGAUCAACGAAUAGAGCCCUUUUUUCAUCCACAA
Vigna angularis (adzuki bean) is the source of this 1826-nucleotide messenger RNA. RefSeq lists its product as uncharacterized. NCBI's taxonomy places the organism in Eukaryota, Viridiplantae, Streptophyta, Magnoliopsida, Fabales, Fabaceae. Gene Ontology annotation, biological process: retrograde transport, endosome to Golgi; receptor recycling; endosome organization. Bases 99 to 1571 code for a protein of 490 amino acids. Gene Ontology annotation, cellular component: early endosome; recycling endosome; trans-Golgi network. The transcript is spliced from 10 exons. The record is from RefSeq and is a predicted model, not a curated record.